This is a messenger RNA of Emericellopsis atlantica, 1638 nucleotides long. Its product is annotated as FAD binding domain-containing protein. The transcript is spliced from 3 exons. The coding region runs from base 1 to 1638 and encodes 545 amino acids. The record is from RefSeq and is a predicted model, not a curated record. Gene Ontology annotation, molecular function: oxidoreductase activity; FAD binding. NCBI's taxonomy places the organism in Eukaryota, Fungi, Ascomycota, Sordariomycetes, Hypocreales, Bionectriaceae.
AUGAAGAGACUACUACGAGUUCUGUUGUCCGCCGUCGCGGUCGCGGCCCAGGACUGCAAAUGCCUGCCCGGCGACUCCUGCUGGCCCUCCAUCUCCCAAUGGGAGGCGCUCAACUCGACCGUUGGCGGUCGUCUUGUAGCGACUGUUCCACUGGGUUCGCCUUGCCAUGACCCCGACUACGACAGCGAGAAGUGCGACUAUCUCCAGAGCCAGUGGCAGUAUGCUGGGAUUCAUAUGGACGACUCGUCUUCGGUCAUGGCUCCCUUCUUCGCGAACCAGAGCUGUGAUCCCUUUCAGCCCCAAAGUCGGACCUGCGAGCUGGGCAACUACGUGGUCUACUCGGUGCGCGCAGAGUCAGCUUCUGACGUCCAAGCUGCCAUUGCCUUUGCCCAGGAGCACAGUAUCCGCUUCGUCAUCCGGAACACCGGCCACGACUAUAAUGGCCGAUCCACCGGCGCAGGCGCUCUGUCUGUCUGGACUCACUACAUGAAGGAUAUUGAGAUCCUCGGCCGAGCCGACGGCAAGGCGCUCAAGGUCGGCGCUGGUGUCCAAGGAUUCGAGGCCGUCGACGCGGCUCAUAAAGCCGGUCUUGUUGUUGUCGGUGGCGAGUGCCCUACUGUUGGCUUGGCAGGAGGCUACACCCAAGGCGGCGGCCACUCGGCGCUGUCGACCUCCUUUGGCCUCUCUGCUGACAACGUCCUUGAAUGGGAGGUCGUUACUGCCGCCGGGGAGCUUGCCCUCGGCGGAGGAGGUGGCGGCAACUGGGGCGUCGUGACCUCCAUGACCGUCAAGGCCCAUGCGGAUGCAGCUUGCAGCGGCGCCUCCGUUGUCAUCAUGGCCGCCGAGAAUGAGGAGACUGCCUUUUACAAGGCCAUUGAUGCGUUCCACGAGGAGCUGGCUGACAUGGUUGAUGCUGGCGCCCUUGUCAUCUACUACUUCUCCGCCGACUUUUUCCAGAUCGCACCUCUCACUGCGUACGAUCAGACCGAAGCCGACGUGCGCGCCAUGCUUUCGCCCUUUAUCAACCGCCUGAAGCGUCUCGGCAUCACCUACACAGAAAUCUACUCGGAGUCGCCCGACCACCGAACCCACUUUGAUCAGUACUUUGGACCCCUGCCCUUGGGCAACAUCCAAGUAGGCAUCGCGCAGUAUGGCGGCCGUCUCAUCCCCCGCGAUUCGAUCAACAACAUCACCUCAUUCACUCGGCUCAUCGGUGCUACUCCCGGGGCCAUCUUUAUCGGCGUCGGCACUGACGUGAGCCCCUUCGCCGCCGGCCAAAGCAACUCUGUGCUCCCCGCCUGGCGCGACGCUCUCGUCCAUGCGACCCUCACUACCCCCUGGGACUUUGAGGCUUCCUGGGAGGACAUGAUUGCCAACCAGGUGCUCAUGACGAACGAGCUCAUGCCCGCGAUCGAGGCACUCACGCCGGGCAGUGGCGCGUACAUGAACGAGGCCGACUUUCGCCAGCCAAACUUCCAGAGGGAGUUUUUCGGGAGCAGCUAUCGCCAGCUGAGCUGCAUCAAGAGCAAGUGGGAUCCCGAGGGUUUCUUCUACGCUUUGAACGGCGUCGGGAGUGAGAAAUGGACGGUCUCUAUUGAUGGGCGUAUGUGCAGGGCGUCGGACGACAUGGACCUGUGA